This is a messenger RNA of Paramormyrops kingsleyae, 6443 nucleotides long. RefSeq names its product forkhead box protein K1-like. Gene Ontology annotation, molecular function: RNA polymerase II cis-regulatory region sequence-specific DNA binding; protein binding; DNA-binding transcription factor activity, RNA polymerase II-specific. Lineage: Eukaryota; Metazoa; Chordata; Actinopteri; Osteoglossiformes; Mormyridae. Gene Ontology annotation, biological process: regulation of transcription by RNA polymerase II. The record is from RefSeq and is a predicted model, not a curated record.
UUGGGGGAUAUACAUCCUCCCUGGUUCCUAUACCGCUGACCUCAUCUAAAGAACUUGGGGUGAGAUGAUUCUGGUGUGCCUCAGUGUACACCGCCAUCUAGCGGACAGCAACGAACGCUACUGCUUCCGGUUCCUGCUCGAAAUCCACCGGCCAGGUUUUUUAUGUCGCUUGUACUUUUCGUGUUUAUAAACACUGAACCUGUGGACUGGCUGCAGAUGCUAUGACGUCGUCGCCAAAUCUCACGAAAACAUCGUCGCUCUAAGGAUUUUGACUUUGAUGGCGAGACGGAAGUAUCGGGAUAAGUGAAAAGCGUCGGCGUGUGAAAAAGAAAUCACAGCUAAAUUUCGUUUUACCUUGUCAUUAGGCUAGUGCCACAUGUAACGCACGUGUCGCCUCGUUCCGGGAACUGCUUGACUGUUAACUCCUUGCUGUACCCCUUCUUGGUAAUUCGGUUAGUCGGGUAUUUAAAUAUAUCUUGGCGAAAGUCUGUCCUUGACAUCACGAUUUCUAGCCGUCGGGAAUCUUGCGAUAAAAGCACCUGCAUCAGGAUGUUCAGCAAGUGAGCAUCGGCUGAAGUUGCAGGGCAAUACAAACCUGCCUUGAUCUAUCUUAAGUUAUUGAUCUCGAACAGGUGCCAUCGGAUACCUUAAAAAAGACCAAUCGGUUUUAUCAGACAAUUUCCUUUUUAUAUUUCUGCCACUGUCGCAGCUAAUUAAAAGUAUUAAUAAUAAAGAAAAAAAGUUACGCUUUUGGAGGGAUCCCACAAUGCAGGGCUCCGUGACCCUCUGAGCCGAGCAGCAGAUAUCGUAACGUCCCAGCAGUGAGCCCCGACUCCGGGCGCUCCGGCACGCGUGUUUGCGGCAGCCCGGCCCAUGCGGCGGCUAGCUGUUCCCACCGAGACGGCUGCAGUUCCCGGUGUAUUUUCGGAGUAGAAGAUGGCCGAUUUCGAGGAGGAUACCGGAGCUCGGGCUCUGCUGGCCCUGAAGUCCGCCCCCCGCAGCCCCAUGCCGGUCUCGGCUGCGAUCCUGCCGCCGGCCUUGGCGCGCCUGGAGGGCAGGGACCUGGAGUUCGCCAUGCGCCACAAAGUGAUCACCGUGGGCCGCAACUCGUCGCACGGCUCCGUGGACGUCAGCAUGGGCCACUCGAGCUUCAUCUCCAGGCGGCAUUUCCAGAUCACCUUCGAGGAUCCCUUUUUCUACCUGCGCUGCCUGGGCAAGAACGGCGUUUUCGUGGACGGCGUCUUCCAGCGGAGGGGGGCGCCUCCCCUGCAGCUGCCACGGGAGUGUACAUUUCGCUUCCCCAGCACGUCAAUCAAGAUUCAGUUCACGGCGCUGUACCACAAAGAGGCCUGCAAGGAGGAGGGGGCGCUGUCCCCUGUAAGGCUGCUCUACCCCCAGAUCUCGCCUCUGAAAAUCAACAUUCCCGACACCGACUUCAGGAGCAUGAUGAGCCCGCUACCCUCUCCAACGGGAACAAUCAGUGUUCCCAAUUCCUGUCCUGCAAGUCCUCGCGGGGCAGGGUCCUCGGGGUACCGGUCUAUGAGGAACAUCACCUCUGAUCUGCAGAUGGUGGCAGAGUUUGCUGCCAAGGCUGUGUCUGAGGAGCAGGCGGACAUGUGCGAAGGCGAUGGCCCCAAGGAUGAGUCCAAGCCACCCUACUCAUACGCACAGCUCAUAGUCCAGGCCAUCUCCUCGGCUCAGGACAGACAGCUAACACUAAGCGGGAUCUACGCCCAUAUCACGAAGCACUACCCCUACUACAGGACUGCCGACAAGGGCUGGCAGAACUCCAUUCGGCACAACCUGUCCCUGAACCGCUAUUUCAUCAAAGUGCCACGGUCGCAGGAGGAGCCGGGCAAAGGCUCCUUCUGGAGGAUCGACCCCACGUCCGAGGACAAGCUGGUGGACCAGGCCUUCCGCAAACGCCGCCAGAGGGGCGUGUCCUGCUUCCGCACCCCCUUCGGCCCCCUGUCGUCCAGGAGCGCCCCCGCCUCCCCCACCCACUCCGGCCUGCUGUCGCCCCACCCGAGCGGCAUGCAGACCCCCGAGGCACUGUCCCGCGAGGGCUCCCCCAGCCCCCACGACCACAACCACGGUCCCAAGCUGGCCGCCGUGCCUGAGUACCGCUACUCGCAGAGCGCCCCAGGCUCUCCCAUCAGUGCCCAGCCGGUCAUCAUGGCCGUCCCGCCACAGCCCUCGGCCAUAGUGGCCAAGCCCCUGGCCUACGUCCCCGCCUCGCUCGUCACCUCCCAGCAGUCCGUGGGCCAUGCCAUGCACGUGGUCCAGCAGGCUCCCACCGUCACCAUGGUCAGGGUGGUGACCACGUCGGCCGGCUCGUCCAAUGGUUACCUCCUUGCAAGUGCCCCUGUGGCAUCUGACCAGCAGGGGGCAGUACAGCACUCUGAAGUGAGCAGAGGUGAUGAGAAGCUGCAAGGGGGCUACACAGCGCCCCCUGCAGGCAGCGGCGUCAUUCAGGCACUGGGGAGCCAGGCUGGCGGUGGCCUGCAAAGCGCCUUCCCGGUGCAGCCGGUGUCCUUGGGUCAGCACCAGCUACCGGUCCGAGCCGUGACCCAAAAUGGCAAACACGUGCUACCUGUUGCCAGUGUGACCAGCAACAUCUACGCUGUCACCAAUCCACUUCAGAUCCUGGCUGCCCAGGCCUCCACCUCCUCCCCGGUCACCUUGAACAGGCCGCCCAGUGUUGAAGCCAGAGAGCUGGAAACAGUGCCAGGCGAGCCCCAGGCCAAGAGGCCUAGAGCAGAAGAUGAUAAGAUGGCUUCGGUGCCUCAGCCGGUCAUUGUGAUGAACCAGGAUGCCAGCAAAUAAAAAAAAUAAUAAAUAACAGGAGAGACAACUCUCAGGAUCCUUUAAAUCUCUCCCCCUACCCCCCUUUCUAUACACCGAGGUGUCAAACCAUUAAGGGGUUGGGAAAGACUCUCUUAAUACGAACAUAACUUCCUUAGCUGAAGAUACCAGUGGUGAUGCAGGUUUGAUAGUUUCAUAGGAAGAUGUUUGAGCCGAAGGUUGUGGACUCGUCAUGCCUUAAAAAACACACACACGCACCCUGCUGUUCACAACUGGCAGUAAAAGCAGCCCUUUGGACCAAGAGAAAAGCAUUUUUACCUGCAAGUUCUCUGAAAAAACAUUGGAGUAGGGUUAGGGUGGGACCAAAACCACACGGCGUUCAGACUCUGAAAUGAAAGCAUUAAUUAUAGAGACAGGGAGACACCAAAGCAAAGCAAGGACCCGUGUGACCACCAUGAUGCACAAGCUGGUAUUCUGUGUGAAACAGACUUUGAUUUGUUACAUUUUAAUAGAAAAGUACGUCCAGAGUGACCACUAGGCUUUGAGAGACUCCUAGAUGCGAGGAGGUCUGCAUGCAGCAGAUCUUUCAGAAACAAUCACCAAAUGUAGAGCCACCUGCUUUAAAAUGUCACCAUCUGGUGACCCUUGCUCGUCCCAUAGCACAAGAUGGAGUCCGCUGAAUGAAUGCCUUUUGGUUUUGCCCUUUCUUCCACGGAAGGCAUAUUUACUGCCAUGCCUUUGUUCAGUAUUUGAAAUGCAGAUGAAGGCAGGAUUUUUUUUUUAAGUGGUAGGCAAGGGGUGUGGUUUGUAAAAUAAGUUUAUAAGAAUCUUAAAUGCAGGAGUUCACACGUCAGCGUGAGGGUACUUAUGCAGAGGAGGGGGAUUUGUGAAGGUUUUUUUUUUUUUUUUUUAAAUCAUGCCUUGCAGAUCACAUCCCCAAAUCUGACAACACAUUUAAAUAAUCACAGCAGUGUGUAAUACUCAUGUAGACGUAUAUGUCUGAAAUGGUUUCAAAUGCAAUACCUGCUUUGCAUAAGUAUGAAUGUAAUUUACUGCUAUAAGUCUGAAAACUACACCAGACACCGUACUGACAGAACAGGCAAUUUGGGAAGGUUCUCAAUCAGGAUUCAUAAACUAAUUUAAUUUAGAAAACAUCUGAGGAGCUUUGAGUGCCUUUGAGAUUUUUGGGUGUAAAAUCUGUUCUUAAUUCAUGAACAAGCUUCUCUUAAACGUCAUAUAAAUGAAUGUCUGUUUACUCAGCAGUAUUUUAAGGAUAUUACCUCACAAUGCUCUCUGUCCACACAAACCGCUAAACACAGCAUGUCGAUUUGUGUCUAGGCAUGAAAAUAUGCUUUGCUCUGGAACAGCGUUUCCCAACCCAGUCCUAUGGGGCCCACAGGCGGUCCACAUUUUUUAUCCUUCCCAACUCCUGGUAGAGCAUAAACGUGUACUUGUAGGUCCCCAAGGACCGGAUUGGGCAGCCCUGCUCUAAAAUGGUUGGCCUAUCAACGGUGUUGUAUGUUCCAUAAUUCCAUCUCUGAAACAAUCUUUCCUGGUUCCAGGGGUCACAUAGAUUGAUUAAUUUCUGAUUGUCAUGAUUUCAAUGGGAGGACGCCUCAGUGUCUGUGGAGUUUGCUUGUUCUACCCAAAAUUGGUCAGGAGUGUUUGUGUCUCUGAAUUACCCAUAGUGUCUGUGUGUCUGUGCAUGUUUGAACCUUGUAUUGGCUUGGCUUCUCGUUCAAGGUGUCCCCUGGCUCUAGACCUGCGCUUAUCUUUUAUUUUUUAUGCUCCAAGUCUGCUAUGUUGAAUGAAUGGUUUCUAAGGAGACACCUGUGCUGUCAUAGAAAUACUGAUGAUUGGGGGAAAAAUUAGUAUAUAGAUGUAAUGAUUUUUGUUUUGGUAGCUUUCCUUAGUAAGUAGAUGUCAGGGGGCUUUACAGCUGAGCACAUAAUUAUCUGAACAUGUUUGCUACCUACUGUGAUGCUUUUAUAACAAAGAACGCAUCAGUAAUGUGGGUAUGCCCAUUGAACUUGUAUCUGUAAAGAAGCAUAAGGGUGACUGUGAAAAUGCACAUUUGCACUCGGCUCUCGGCAUGGUUCCAGCUCCAUUCGCCUCCGGUCCUCUUUGGCCUCUGCCAGUCUUUCCAUCUUAGCAGCCUUUAAAUACUGGUCAGGUUUUCACCUGGAGUUUUCUUGUCUGUUUUACAUUAAACUCAUUGCUGUUAAGUAGAACAAUAGCUAUCCUAAUUUUUUUAAAGAUGUUAUUUGUGAUUUGUUUGUAUUCAUAAAAUAGCUGCCUACUUACUGAUCUGGUUGGCUGGUUAUUCCACUUAGGGAACUGAUGACCAGCCAGUCAUUGUAAUGCAACUCAUCAUCAUUCCACAACAAAUACUGUUGGAGGUGAUUGUCGUGUGCAAAUCUGUGCUUUCCUGUCCUGUGUCAUUUCGGCCUUCAAUCCUGCCAGAUCAUUCAUCCUCAUAGUUGUUCGCUGAUGUUUUGUUCGGCCAGGUUCUGUCACUAAAAUUUGAUUUAAGACGCUUUCUGCAUAGACCCCAUCGUUUAACGCUUUGUGCCUCUGCUCAGGAGCAUUGUGUAGUGAAAUCAUCCGGAUCUCAUCCUGCAAAAAGUAUAUCAUUUCCAGUAGGGUUUUAAUAUUUUUCAUUUUAAAACUUUACAGUAGCACCUGAUUCUGAGUGGGCUUCUAACCUCCAUGUAAUAUUAAAGUACAGGAUUACAAACGGUAUCUACAUGAGUUGGAGACAUCCUCAGUAUCAAUAUUUCAGUUUUAUUUAAUAUGGCUUUUGUAUUGUUUUCCUGGAUUAUUCCAACCUGGAAUCAUGGUGAUUUUGUUUGGGAUUAUUGGGAAGUUUUGGGAACUUAAUAUAUUAUUCUGUUUUUUUCUUUGUAUAUCAGGUAAGUAAAAGGUUGUAGAGUAGAUAAAAAAAUAAAUAAAAAAAAAUCCAUAGUGUUCCCUCAAAGUGUGUGACUGUAUUAGGACUGUUUAGAUAUACUUGAAUCUGAAAUUUAAUUAAAUAUCCCUAUUACUAUAAAUAGCUAAUGGAAAAUAUGCAAAAUUUGUUAUGUUAAAAAUUCACAUCUGAGACAUGCAACAUAUUUAAAACUGGAAUACAGCUGUUCACCAGUUACAUUACGGUGUGUUUUUAAGUGCUAGCUUUUAAUAAAUGUUCACAAUCUUGCACCUUGAAACAGGCUUGAUGGUUCCACAGUGGUUUUUGAAUCGUCCAGAAUCCCCUAAAAUUUUCAUUACUAUUUAUUUUGCAAACUGCGUUAAUGAGUCCCAAAGUCUGGCCACCAGUUUGCUUACAGUCACAGGAAACGUGAGCUUUGCAUAUGCCACUGUGAACCCACAGGAGGAGGUAAGAUUCGCAUUAGGUUACUCAUAGUCGCCUUCACCUUUCUCCUUGUUUUUCCUGUUGCUGUCAGGCCCUGUGUCACCAACAGUCAUGGUUUUAUUGUGAAUCUAAAAGGAAGUUUACUCUGUGUCGGCAUGUGGAUGUGAAACAAAACCCAACUUCUGAAGUGCCUGAAUGGGACAAUGUCUUUAUAUCAAGGAAAAGUUAAACCAAAGCACUAACCCAUACGUUUUAACUUCUUAAUAAAUGCACAUUGUGAACAUAA